Messenger RNA from Acanthoscelides obtectus, 1905 nucleotides. Lineage: Eukaryota; Metazoa; Arthropoda; Insecta; Coleoptera; Chrysomelidae. The record is from the annotation of a GenBank genome assembly.
AUGUACAGACCACCAAAUGUUAAGGCCUUAGCUUCAGAUUACAUAAAUAUCUUUAAACAAAUAAAGUACGAAUGUAUCAUAGGAGGGGAUCUCAAUGCCCAUCAUGGUAUGUGGGGUUCUCCAGUAAGCUCUACUGAAGAGACAUACAUCACCGUUGCUGAAAAUCCUCCCAUCAUGAAGCAAUUACUCCACGAUCUACUACAAAAAUUUGUGACUCCUUGUAGAAUCUACACAGACGGAUCCAAAUCUGAGCAAGGCGUAGGGUGUGCUGUAUUUAUAGAAGACGAGAAAGUGUCUCUAAAGUAUAAACUGGAUCCCAUCUGCUCUAUAUUCACCGCUGAGCUAGCAGCCAUAGAUCUGGCUCUUGAGUGGGUAGUCUGCAAUCGUCCGUCAUACCAAAAAUUCAUUAUUAUGUCAGACUCACAAUCAGCUAUACGCGCAUUACAAAAUGCGCCUUUUCACAUAUACCACAACAAAACCAUCGUCUCAAUACUGGAGAAGGAGUCUCAAUUAAGACAACUAAGGAAAUCGGUGGCAUUUAUAUGGAUAAAAGGUCAUGCAAGAAUUGAGGGGAAUGAAAUGGCAGAUCGACUGGCUAAGGUAGCCGCCUCGUCCGGAGAAGAAAAACAAUACGUAACUAAAACUGACAUAGCCUCGUCGAGGAAGCUUAAUAUGAAAAAGAGCUGGCAAAUGGAAUGGACUAAUUUCUGUACCAACAAUAAUAACCAAUACUGCAAAAUUUAUCCAAACCUCCCUGACUCCCCAAUAGAGUUCAGAAGCCACGUCAAUAGGAGAGUACACUCAAUGUACUUCAGAUGUUUGGUCGGACAUGCUACAGUAAAAGCUUACCUGCACCGCUUUGGUCUCGAAGAAUCGGAUACAUGUAGCUGUGAUGGGAAUAGGGAUGAUAUCAAUCAUUGGUUGUUCCAAUGCAAAUUCAACUCAACCGCUUCAGUUUAUAUGAUGAGUGAGCUGGCUACACUUGGUGUUCCAUUUCCUCAAAGUCAAACCUCCCUUCUGUACCUUGCUUCUGGAGCAACAUUUACUGAUAUGCACUACUACUAUAGAAUCGGAAUAAGCACAAUAAGUAAAACUGUUCGUUUGGUAUGCAACUCUUUAUGGAACUUAUUAAAAGACGAAUUUCUCCCGCAGCCUACGGAGGAAACAUGGCAACGUAUAGCAGAUAACUUCAAAAAAUCCGCACAGUUCCCCAAUUGCUUAGGCGCUAUCGACGGAAAACACAUACGAGUUAACAGAUUUCCCCAUAGUGGUUCAAUGAACCUUAACUACAAGGGUUAUUUUUCCAUUAUUCUUAUGGCCGUGGUUGAUUCUGAUUAUAAAUUCAAAUAUGUAGAUAUAGGAGCUUAUGGUAAAGACUGCGACUCAUCUGUAUUUCAACAAACAGUAUUUUUUAAAUUAAUGAUGGAAAACAAGUUACAUAUCCCACCACCCUGUCCAUUAGAAGCAACUGGAAAAGAUACUUUUCCUUAUGUGUUUGUAGGGGACGAAGCAUUUGGGCUAUCAGAAAACCUAAUGCGACCUUACGCUGGACAUAAUCUUACCGAGAAAAAAAGAAUAUUCAAUUACCGAUUAACUCGGGCAAGAAGGUACGUUGAAUGUGCUUUCGGUAUACUUUCCAAUAAGUGGAGAAUUCUACACAGAGCAUUAAACGUAUCAAAACAAUUAUCUAAAGACAUUGUUAAAGCACGUGUAGUUUUACAUAAUGUGGUGCGAAUAAGGGAUGCCGACAAUUUAGAAAUGUAUGUAAGCCAGCAAAAGCUACCAAAUGUGCAAAUAGCUCCUUGUACUAGGCCAACAAAAAAUGCAAAUUAUUUGAGAGAUUGUCUCGCAGAUUAUUUUGUAACUACUGAAGGGAUGUUGCCGUGGCAAAUGGACAAAAUAUAA